Rubroshorea leprosula is the source of this 2365-nucleotide messenger RNA. The record is from the annotation of a GenBank genome assembly. NCBI's taxonomy places the organism in Eukaryota, Viridiplantae, Streptophyta, Magnoliopsida, Malvales, Dipterocarpaceae.
GAUAAAUUUAUCUUUCUUAUUGAUUUUAUAGUUUUGGACAUGGAAGAAGACCAUGAGGUACCUCUUAUCUUAGGCCGACCUUUUCUAGCCACUGGUAGAACUUUAAUUGAUGUGCAGAAAGGAAAAUUGAUGCUUAGGGUAGAAAAUGAACAAGUUACUUUUAAUGUCUUUGAUGCCAUGAAAUACCCAUCCGAUAUUGACUCUUGUUUUAUGAUGGAAACAAUUGAUGAAACAAUUAAUGAGAUGUUGCAGGAAGAUUGUCCAGACCUGUUGGAAGCAUGUGUUGUUCAUUCCAAAGACAUUACCGCUGAAAAUGAGGACAUUAGGGAGUAUGCAUUUCAUUUGGAAGCUUGCCCACCGUUCUUGAACUCAAAGGAGCCAAGUAUUCAAGAUUUUAGAGCUAAUAUGCCUCGGCUUAAACCAUCACUUGAAGAACCUCCAAAACUUGAACUCAAGCCUUUACCUGUUCAUUUAAAAUAUGCUUAUUUAGAUGAAGAUCUUUCUUUGCCUGUAAUUAUUUUUUCUUCUUUGACAGGUUUAAUGGAGGAAAAGCUUCUUCGAGUUCUAAGGGAGCACAAAGGAGCAUUUGGGUGGAAAAUAACCGACAUAAAAGGAAUUAGUCCCUCAAUUUGCAUGCACAAAAUACUCAUGGAGGAAAGCUACAAACCGAGCAUUCAACCACAAAGGCGUUUAAAUCCACACAUGCAAGAGGUAGUGAAAGCUGAGGAGGGUAUAGUGCUUGGACAUAAAGUUUCUCAAAAAGGCAUUGAAGCUGAUAGAGCAAAGGUAGAAGUGAUUGAGAAAUUACCCCCACCAACUUCCGUGAAGGCUUAUUUGCUUGCAAAGAAGGAUGCAAAACCAAGGUUAAUUAGAUGGAUUUUACUGCUACAAGAAUUUGACCUAGAGAUUAAAGACAAGAAAGGGAUUGAAAAUUCAGUUGCUGAUCAUUUGUCAAGGCUUAAGAAUCCUAGCCAAGAGGUAAGUGCAUGCCCGAUUAGGGAAGAAUUUUCAGAUGAGCAACUGUACACUAUUAAGGUGACAUCUUCUCCUUGGUUUGCUGAUUUUGCAAAUUAUUUGGCAUAUCAAAUUAUUAGGAGAUGUGUCCCUGAAGAAGAGGUAGCUAGCAUACUUCAUCAUUGCCAUACUCGUGAAGCAGGCAGUCAUUUUGGAGCCACGAAAACAGCAGCUAAGGUUCUACAAUCAGUGGCUGUGGAUUAUGUGUCUAAAUGGGUAGAGGCUAUAACAUUACCCACUAAUGAUGUCAGGGUAGUUGUUAAGUUCUUGAAGAAAAAUAUUUUCACCAAGUUUAGCACUCCUAGGGCAAUCAUUAGCGAUGGGGGAAAACAUUUUUGUAAUAAACAAUUUAAGGCACUUUUAAGUAAGUAUGGGGUAACUCAUAAAGUUGCAACUCAAUAUCAUCCACAGACUAGUGGCCAAGUUGAGGUUUCAAAUAGAGAAUUGGAAAGGAUUCUGGAAAAGACUGUUAAUUCUUCUAGAAAGGAUUGGUCAUUGAAACUUGAUGAUGCGCUCUGGACAUAUAGAACAGCUUUUAAAAAUCCUAUCGGUAUGUCUCCAUAUAGGUUAGUUUUUGGAAAAGCAUGUCAUUUACCUGUUGAACUUGAGCAUAGAGCAUAUUGGGCAAUGAAAUUUUUAAAUUUUGAGAUCCAAGCUGCAGGUGAAACAAGACUUUUACAAUUGAAUGAAAUGGAUGAGUUUCGCCAUGAAGCUUAUGAGAAUGCCAAAAUUUACAAGGAACGCACUAAAAAGUGGCAUGACAAACACAUUCUGAAGCGUGAGUUUGCAGUUGGUGAUAAAGUGUUGCUUUAUAACUCUCGGCUUAGACUUUUUCCAGGGAAAUUAAGAUCCAGAUGGUCAGGUCCUUUCAUGGUGACAAGAAUUUUUCCUUAUGGUGUGGUGAAAGUAUCUCACGAUACAAAGGGCACAUUUAAAGUGAAUGGUCAAUUGUUGAAACCCUACAUGGAUGGCGGAUACAAUAAGCAUGGGAUUUUUGGAGGCGGAAAGCGAGAGACUUCCGAGAGGGAUUUUAGAGGCAAUCGGCAGAGAGCUUGGAAGGCGAGUUUGAGGCAGAGCUUGCGUGGAUUCUAUGCAAGUGACGGCAGAAGCAAAGGCAGCCACUGGGGACACUUCAAUCGAAAACAAAGGGGACAAGCGCGACAGUUAAGACUACAGAUCUGAGUUCCACAAAUUGGGUUUUUGCUCUUCUAAACUUAUUUUUUCCUUUGUUUGGAUAUGGAAUUGUGGUUCAUCAAUUUAAUCUCAGAUUUUAUCAUGUUUAGUAUGAACUAAUUUUGCCAUCUAAGUCUACGAUGUAGUCUAAUUAAUUUAAUAUAGAAUUUCAUGAUUU